This is a messenger RNA of Haliotis rubra (blacklip abalone), 1032 nucleotides long. RefSeq names its product protein TEX261-like. NCBI's taxonomy places the organism in Eukaryota, Metazoa, Mollusca, Gastropoda, Lepetellida, Haliotidae. The transcript has 6 exons. Bases 108 to 713 code for a protein of 201 amino acids. Gene Ontology annotation, cellular component: COPII-coated ER to Golgi transport vesicle; Golgi membrane; endoplasmic reticulum membrane. Gene Ontology annotation, molecular function: COPII receptor activity. The record is from RefSeq and is a predicted model, not a curated record. Gene Ontology annotation, biological process: endoplasmic reticulum to Golgi vesicle-mediated transport.
UUUGUGCGUGUCAUGGCUGAUACUCUCAGAACGUGUCAUUUAUAGUGAUAUCGUUUGAAAUUAAUUCAUUUCACAACCUGUUCCCAGUUUAACCACCGACAAGCAACAUGUGGUUCAUGUUUUUAAUGAGCUGGGUAGCUCUCGUUAUUCAAAUAUUCGUGGUAACAUUGUCCAUAGCUGCAGGUCUGUACUACUUGGCGGAGCUGGUUGAAGAAUACACAGUCACUACUGCCAAGAUCAUCCGGAUUCUCAUUGUUCUAACAACUGUUGUGUACAUCUGCAUCUUCCUGUUUGAAGAGUUUCCACUCUCUGUCAUAGUGUGUGGGCUUGGAGCCAAUAUUUCCUACUUUUUCUUACUAAAGAGCUUCCCAUACUUCGAGAUGAGUUCUGUACCUUUAAUCAGUGGCAUAGGACUGAUGUUAUUAAAUCACUAUCUGUCAUUUUCACACUUUUCUGAAGUUUGGUACCCCUUCUCAGAGGUCCUUGCAUUCUUCACAAUAUGUCUGUGGCUGGUGCCGUUCGCAUUCUUUGUGUCGCUGUCAGCCAAUGAAAAUGUGUUGCCAACACUGUCAGAAACACAGCCAAGAAACACAGAUGAAAGUGAUGUUGUCAGUAACUAUUUCCGAAAGAAGGGGAAGAAGUAUGGCCUCCUGUCCUUCUUCAAAAUGGCGCAUGAGAAUGUGCUACCCCAGAGAGUCAAGAAACAGUUUUAACAAUUUAAACACCUCCACUUGAUCUGAUAAAGACUAGAUUUCAAGAGGAAAGUGCCAUUUCUGACUGAGGAUGAAGUGUGUAGUAUUUGCAUGACUUGUAUAGACAUUGUUCUUGGUUGAUAGAUCCAUUUGUUAUCCGUUUGGUUCCCACAGGAAACUUGGAAGCCUUUACAGGUGUGUACAUUGUCCGACCAGCAUUACACUGGUAGUGUCUGGUGCUUUUGUUCAUUUUUUAUACUGUUUUCAUUGUAAUUAGCUCAUGGAAUGUUCUUUAACUGGACUAUAGGUUCCAAUUUAGUUUCGCUAGUUAUAUAUCUAG